AUGUCUGUCGAGCCUCCGAAUUAUCGAAAGAAAGGAACAGUAGCACUAGUAUUGAAAUACUACGAGCCAAUGGAAGAACUCACCCUCCAAAGCGAUGCCUCACAAACAGGUCUAGGUACAGUACUCACUCAAAACGGCCAGCCCCUUGCAUUUGCCAUUGGAGCCUUGUCAGACACCGAGACCAGAUAUGCCCAAAUAGAAAAGGAGCUCUUGUCAGUAGUUUUUGGAUGUGGCCGUCAAAUGCAGCUAGCAGAUACGCUUAGUAGAGCAUACUUGCCGCUCACCGAUGCGACACCGUUCGAGAUGGAAGUUCAAAGUGUAAACAUGGUCCAAGAUUUGCCGCUCGCAGCAGCUAGACUGGAUGAUGUCCAAGCCCACACUGCCAAGGAUGACACCUUAAAAGUACUGACCAGAGUCAUCCUGGAAGGCUGGCCGGAAGACAAAACUGCCAUUCCUGCUGCAGCAAUGCCCUACUUCAGUGUUAGGGACGAGCUUAGCGUCCAAAAUGGGAUAAUCCUUCGUGGAAAAAGGGCACUAAUUCCCAAAUCACUCAGACAUGAUAUGCUAAGGCGGAUCCACAUGUCCCACAUGGGUGUGGAGAGGUGUCUACGACGGGCAAGAGAGUGCGUGUACUGGCCUGCCAUGUCCAGUGAGGUGAAGGACUUUAUUCUGAAGUGCGACAUUUGCCGUUCUGUUGACAACAAGCAGCAAAAGAAAACUCUUAUUUCCCAUGAUGUCCCCGACCGUCCGUGGGCCAAAGUGGGGGUUGAUUUGUUCACGUUCAACCAGACCAACUACCUGAUAAUCGUGGAUUACUUCUCUGGGUUCUGGGAGAUCGACCCUCUAGAAAACACUACAGCCAGUCACAAUCAGAAAGAUGAAGAUGCAGUUUGCCCGACAUGGUAUUCCCGAUGUCUGUGUUUCAGACAAUGGCCCACAAUUUACAGCUCAUGA
Pocillopora verrucosa is the source of this 954-nucleotide messenger RNA. The record is from RefSeq and is a predicted model, not a curated record. Lineage: Eukaryota; Metazoa; Cnidaria; Anthozoa; Scleractinia; Pocilloporidae.